UUGUUUGUUUUUUCUCAAAGUGCUAGGAAUGGAACCCUAAGGCCUUUUGCAUGGAAAGCAAGCACUCUACCUACCACUUAGCUACAUCCCCAGCUCCAGAUGGUAUUUUUAAGCUCUCCUUUUUCUAACCAUCAAUCCAGGGCAAAUACAGAGCUAGGACUCCCAAAGGAAAAUGAAGUAGUUCAUUGUAGAACUAGAUCUUUCUCUCAUUCAUGAAAUAGAGAACAAUACUAAAAGAAGAAACAACAAAGUCUUCUUGAAAUCAGCUUAAAUCUCUCUGCUCUCUGCAAGCACUUAGACAACCUAUGGGAAGAACACCGAGGCAGUGUGGUCCUGUUUGCUUGGAUGCAGUUUCUUAAGGAAGAGACCCUAGCAUACCUAAAUAUUGUGUCUCCUUUUGAGCUCAAGAUGGAUUCUCAGAAAAAAGUGCAGAGAAGGACCACUCAAGCCUCUUCCAACACAGAGCUGGAUUUUGGAGGAGCUGCUGGAUCUGAUGUAGAUCAAGAGGACAUUGUGGAUGAGAGAGCUGUGCAGGAUGUGGAAUCAUUGUCAAGUCUGAUCCAAGAAAUCUUGGACUUUGAUCAAGCUCAGCAGAUGAAAUGCUUUAAUAGUAAAUUGUUCCUGUGCAAUAUCUGUUUCUGUGAGAAACUGGGUAGUGAAUGCAUGUACUUCUUGGAGUGCAGGCAUGUGUAUUGCAAAGCCUGUCUGAAGGACUACUUUGAAAUCCAGAUCAAAGAUGGUCAAGUUCAAUGCCUCAACUGCCCAGAACCAAAGUGUUCUUCUGUGGCCACUCCUGGUCAGGUCAAAGAGCUAGUGGAAGCAGAGUUAUUUGCUCGAUAUGACCGCCUUCUCCUCCAGUCUACCUUGGACCUGAUGGCAGAUGUGGUAUACUGUCCCCGCCCAUGCUGCCAGCUGCCUGUGAUGCAGGAGCCUGGUUGUACCAUGGGCAUCUGCUCCAGCUGCAAUUUUGCUUUCUGUACCUUGUGCAGAUUGACUUACCAUGGGGUCUCUCCAUGUAAGGUGACUGCAGAAAAAUUAAUUGACUUACGAAAUGAGUAUCUGCAAGCAGAUGAAGCCAAUAAAAGAUUUUUGGAACAGAGGUAUGGUAAGAGGGUGAUUCAGAAGGCUCUGGAAGAGAUGGAAAGUAAGGAGUGGCUGGAAAAGAAUUCAAAGAGCUGCCCCUGUUGUGGGACUCCCAUAGAGAAAUUAGAUGGAUGCAACAAGAUGACGUGUACUGGCUGUAUGCAGUAUUUUUGCUGGAUUUGCAUGGGUUCUCUCUCUAGGGCAAACCCUUACAAACAUUUCACUGAUCCAGAUUCCCCAUGUUUUAACAGGUUAUUCCAUGCUGUGGACGUUAAUGGAGAUAUUUGGGAAGAUGAGAUUGAAGACUAGCUAACUUCUGCUCAUGAUAUGGAAGUGGAAUGGUUUGCCCUAAUCUUCUGUCAAGUACACAAAGUAACCUUACAGGACGUUUAGGGUACCAUACAUUCAUUCCUCCUGUGUAGAAGAUAAGGAAGAACAAGGUUUAUAUUUUCAUUUGGUACUACUGAUUAAGGCACAUUCAUACAUUUUUUCAUGUAACAUAAAUUGAUAAAAUAAGCCAAAGGUUCAGAAAGUGAAAACUAUAGGAUAUUAAAUUAUAAUAUGCCCAAAGCGCUGCAUAAUUAAAAAGUAAGUAUUUAUUUUCUUCUCCAAGCUUUAGAUAAGGAGAAGGGUCAAGAGUUAAACUUACAGACCAAUCUCCAAGAAGCAUCCCUCUGAGACAUUCUGUUGGCAUUCUCUCAGUACUAUCCUCACAGUGGGUGUGGGGGAAAGAGUAAUAGCCUUAUUAACAGGUAUUGAGAGCCUGAUCUCAUUCACUUGUUACUCACAUUCCUUCCAACCUCAAUUUCUGCUAAGUUAAUUCUCUUUGGAGGGAGCCUUUUGCUCUAUAACUGGAUGGCCCAGUGUCAUUUUGAUCUAUUGCUUUUCAGAAUAGAAAUUUAAAUUAAUUUUAGAAGUAUUUUUUAAUACCACAAAUGCUGUGUGUCAGUUGGUAUUUAUGAGUGGCAUAUAGUUCGCUCAUUGGUUUUAAGCUAAACCUAGAAUUUCAUGAUACUGGCUCAGAAGAAUUGCAGCCCUGACCCCAGUCAAAACUGUUGUUACCCUUUGUUCCUCAUGUUCUCUGUGUACCCUCCCUGUCUUCAACAGGGUAAGGACAGUUUUAAAGUUAAUUCCAUCAGCACAUGUUUUUAUUUCCUUUGUUGAAAUAGGAGAAAGCCUAAUAUAUUCCCAAACUGAACAAGUUUAAUUAUUUGGUUUUUGAACAAAUAUACAGCAUUGUGGGUCUAGUCCUAACUUUCUGAGUUCUUUUUAAAGGUCUUUUCUAAUGAGCUAUGGGAAUUUGGCUUCUUUUUACUCUUUUUUUGAAACAGCAGUGUUUUGGGUGAUAAUUUUAGCUUGAUACUUAGAUUCCUAUUUCUGGGUUUUCUUGGCUUUUUGGAAAAUUGUCUUUUCUCUUGGUUUAGUAAGUGGCUUGGUAGUCACUUGGUAGACAGUUUUGUAAAAGAGGACAUACGAAUUCAACUGCAGCUUGUGAACACGUUCUUUCUUUUAACCUUGUCAUUGAAAAUUAAGGAAUCACUUUUAACUGUCAGCAAGGACUCUCUGGAUUGUCAAUGAGGAUGCUUAAUCUUAAAAAUAAAAGAAAUUUAAAAAAUCAUAUUAUAAUUAGAACAGAGUUACUGCUGUUUGUUCUGUCACCAGGGCAACUGAUCACAUUUUAAAACUAUAAUUUUUUUUUUUUCUGGUUUUGGUACUGGGGAUAGGGUCCAGGGCUUCAAGCAUGCUUGAGCAUGCUACCACUGAGCUACACUCCUAGUCAUAUAACAUGUUCUUAAAGUGAAAAGAAAAAGAGUUCCAGAAGAGCAUCUUCUCUUUUACCUGCGCUUGUGACUGAGCCUAGGUUUUAGGACUCAUAUUUUGUUUAAACAAGUUAAGUUAAUGGGCUUCUAUUCAGCACAUUUUAUUUUAUUUUGUUGGGACAGGGGUUUUAACUCAAAAGCUUUGUGCUUACAAAGCAGGUGCUCUACUGUUUAAGUCACACCUCUGG
Castor canadensis (American beaver) is the source of this 3091-nucleotide messenger RNA. The record is from RefSeq and is a predicted model, not a curated record. NCBI's taxonomy places the organism in Eukaryota, Metazoa, Chordata, Mammalia, Rodentia, Castoridae.